Nicotiana tabacum (common tobacco) is the source of this 579-nucleotide messenger RNA. NCBI's taxonomy places the organism in Eukaryota, Viridiplantae, Streptophyta, Magnoliopsida, Solanales, Solanaceae. The record is from RefSeq and is a predicted model, not a curated record.
UCAGUCCUUUAUUACACUACUACAGAGUAGAUAAUACUUUCUUAAUUUUCUCUCUCUGAAUCUUGAUUUUCCGGCCAUGCCGAUCCACCAAAUCACCAUCGGAACUCACGAAGAACUCCGCCAGCCGGGCGCCCUCAAGGCGGCGUUGACCGAGCUAAUAAGUACCCUAAUAUUCGUAUUCGCCGGCCAGGGUUCUGGCAUGGCAUUCAACAAGCUGACAUCCGACAGUGCUACCACUCCCGCCGGCCUCAUCGCCGCCGCUGUAGCCCAUGCUUUUGCGCUUUUUGUGGCGGUCUCCGUCAGCGCUAACAUCUCCGGCGGCCACGUUAACCCCGCCGUUACUUUCGGUGCAUUUAUUGGAGGAAAUAUCACUUUCUUCCGUGGUAUUCUCUAUGUUAUUGCACAGUUACUUGGAUCCACUGUUGCUUGCUUGCUCCUUAAGUUCGCCACUGCUGGCAUGGUAAGCAUUAAAAUGUGCACUUAUAUAUAAUUUGGUUACUCAACCCCCCCACCCCACCACCCACCCAAAUUCUGUGAUACAAUUCAGAUUUGGAAGUUAAACUUCUUAAUUCUGAUCAU